Megalops cyprinoides (Indo-Pacific tarpon) is the source of this 1593-nucleotide messenger RNA. It is a transcript of the gene ufd1l, whose product is annotated as ubiquitin recognition factor in ER associated degradation 1. The record is from RefSeq and is a predicted model, not a curated record. Bases 96 to 1025 code for a protein of 309 amino acids. Lineage: Eukaryota; Metazoa; Chordata; Actinopteri; Elopiformes; Megalopidae. Gene Ontology annotation, molecular function: polyubiquitin modification-dependent protein binding. The transcript has 12 exons. Gene Ontology annotation, cellular component: VCP-NPL4-UFD1 AAA ATPase complex.
GUACUUCCUGGUGACAGAAGAGAUCGCAAACAAGGAUAGCUCAAACCGUCUUAUACAGUGUUGUAACAAUAAACGUAAAUAAUAAAACUCUAAGCAUGUUUUCCUUCAACAUGUUUGAUCACCCAAUCCCACGAGCUUUCCAAAACCGUUUCUCCACACAAUAUCGCUGCUACUCUGUGUCCAUGCUGGCGGGACCCAACGACCGAUCUGACGUGGAGAAAGGAGGAAAAAUUAUUAUGCCUCCGUAUGCACUUGAUCAACUCAGUCGUCUUAACAUCACAUAUCCGAUGUUGUUUAAGCUGACCAAUAAGAACUCGGAUCGCAUGACACACUGUGGUGUAUUGGAGUUUGUUGCCGAUGAAGGAAUUUGUUACUUGCCUCACUGGAUGAUGCAAAACCUGCUACUGGAGGAGGGAGGGCUGGUGCAGGUGGAAAGUGUUAACCUCAUGGUGGCCACAUACUCUAAAUUCCAGCCCCAGAGCCCAGAUUUCUUGGACAUCACCAACCCCAAAGCAGUACUGGAAAAUGCCUUGAGAAACUUUGCCUGUCUGACCACCGGGGAUGUCAUUGCUAUAAACUACAACGAAAAGAUCUAUGAGCUGAGAGUUAUGGAGACCAAGCCAGACAAGGCAGUGUCCAUCAUUGAGUGUGAUAUGAAUGUGGACUUUGAUGCACCACUAGGUUACAAGGAACCAGAGAGACGCUCACAGCAUCAUGAAGAGCCAACAGAGGAAGAGGGUGACACUAGCAGUUAUGCUGAAAUGGAUGUUGGAUUCAGAGCAUUCACUGGCUCAGGAAACCGUCUAGACGGCAAGAAGAAAGGCGUAGAGCCCAGCCCAGCUCCUAUUGAUCCAAGUGAUAUCAAAAGAGGGAUUCCAAACUAUGACUACAAAAUUGGGAGGAUAACUUUCAUUAGAAACUCAAGACCUCAGCCCAAGAAAACAGAUGAUGAGGAUGCUAUGAGCCGUUUUAUUGCCUUCUCCGGGGAGGGACAGUCGCUACGCAAGAAGGGAAGAAAACCCUAGAGGACCUGAUCUGUGAAUUGUGGAGAGACUGACAGCAGACUUUCCAACUGAAAUAGCCCCAUGGAAUAACAAAACCAAAUUCCAAAUAGAAUCUCACAGCACAGUUUUGACAAUUACAUUUUCUUUCUUCCAUAGUUGGGAAGCAUCUUUGUUUUUUUCUUUGGUUUGUUUUGUUUUAGCAUUCAUUUAUAUAACAGCAUAUACUUCAAGGCAAUUGAUUCCCUUUUGGUGAAUGAUUGAAUUUUUUAAAAGGUUUCCAUGGGUAAGGUGGUUUGAACUUCUUUUCUUUAUAAAGGUAAUAUUGAGUGAGGAAGGAAAGACCUUGAAAGAACAACCCUUUGGUUUUUUGUGUUAUUUAUCAAGGCUAUUUCAUAGCACCAGAUACUGAAAUGAGAAAAGUGUACCAUUUGAUUAUUUAUAUAAAAUAAAAUAAAUGAGUACUUUGGGUAAACUAGAAUUUCUGUGCUUUUGUGCUAGGCAGUUCAAUGUCAUAGAAGAUAUAAAUAAUUUGCAGUUGGGACCAGGUUAAUUGUGAUUGCAUGUAUAUGAGUGACAGAUUUCAGCUUUU